GCUAAAUUCAAAAACUCUAAAACAGAACUGUUUAGUAAUCUAGAGGAAAAAAAUCAUUAAAAUAAUUUAAUAAUCUCAACGAAAUCAACACCUUUUCAACAUGAACAACGUAUCAUCGCUGAUGUUUUCAACAUUGCUGGUGGUCCUGUUGACGGUGACGUCACAUGUUGAAUGCAGACCACGUGACCAUAUGGCAGAUCGUACCAACAAACCAAUGAAAUCAAAUACUGAGUUAAUAACGGAGGAAACAAACACUGAAGAUGAUGAAAACAAAACCAGUGAGGUACAAGAAACCUUUUCAUUUAUCUUCGAUAGACAACCCCAGCCAGUGAAAAACUCAUCAGACCCUCAAUCCCAGAUGUUUAUUUUUAACGCAUGCGUCAUGGCUUGCACGCACAAUUCAACCAGCGUACAAGUUUUCCACUUCUGUCACCGCGAGUGUCUCUCAAACCCCUACAAGUAUCCCAUCAGUGAAGACAGCCAGUCGGAUAUUCAGGCGGACGUACAAGUAGACAUUCAGGCAGAGAACUAUACAGAACUUGAUGAGGCCCAGCACAUAACCUCCCUUUUAAACGAAAUACUUGGUUGAAAAUCUAAAUUCAAGAAAAUAGACUUAAAGAAGGCAUGCAAACUCAAUAAAGAAAGGGAGACUACUUGAAGAAAUGAAGUUAAUAUUGAAAACACUACGCGGGGUUGUUUCCCCUUUAUCAUGACCUGCUCGUCGGAUUUUUCCGUGUGGUCAGGUUCACACAAAUAAACCGGAAGUACAUUAUUGUGUCACCGCAGGUGAGGACCUUGCAAGUGUCUAACGGGAAGAUUAGACACCUGGACAUGACCGGCUGUUUUCAAAACGAUCAGUGAGGAUUAAAUAUCAAAGAUUAGCGUAGGGGGAGUUAAUUCACAGUGUAUAUAAUAAUUUUUCAAAAGGCUAAAAGGAUUUUUUUUCAGCCGAUUAGCCGUAUCGACAUGUUCUUAUACUUAGUGCCUAUCCUUAAGUGUAUAUAACUAAUAGAUAAUAAGUGUUUACGUGUACGUCUGUGCUAUUGUAUUCCUAUUAUUUUUCUCUGCAGAAAAUGUCUGUUAGUAAAAUACGUGACUAGUGAAUGUUAAAUCUGUUGUCAAAAUAAAUUGUCUCUUUACUU
This is a messenger RNA of Physella acuta, 1142 nucleotides long. RefSeq lists its product as uncharacterized. The record is from RefSeq and is a predicted model, not a curated record. NCBI's taxonomy places the organism in Eukaryota, Metazoa, Mollusca, Gastropoda, Physidae.